Molecule: messenger RNA, 285 nt
Organism: Ustilaginoidea virens
Lineage: Eukaryota; Fungi; Ascomycota; Sordariomycetes; Hypocreales; Clavicipitaceae
Exons: 1
Coding region: 1-285 (94 amino acids)
Source: RefSeq, a predicted model, not a curated record
AUGUCUCCAGUCGCCACCUCUGCGCUCACUGGGCGGCAGCUGCUGGGCCGCUUAGCCACGGGGGAUCCCAGGCCACCUCCUGGGAGGUACCGGACUGGACCUUGCUUCGCUGGGUAUCCGUACUGUGUACUCCGUACGCUAACCUCAACCUCCCUCCCGACUUGGGUCACCUCGGUGGCAGCUAGAUCAAGCUUUUCGCAAGCUGUCAACCUGCUACUCCGUAGUCGUCGUAACUUCAAUGACACAACGUCAACAACAUUGUACCAAAUGGGUUCGGUCUGGUAG